UUUUGUUCGGAGUGAAGGGGAUUGAGGCAUGAGAACUAAACCAAGAUGUGUCACUUGAACUUGGGUUUAACAUGUUACAAUCCGUAUAUCCAUCCGGGCAUGGGUGAAUAUUGCGUGUUGAUUGACGACGCAGUUGAUGGGUUGAGCCGUUGGAUCUUGACCCCCAACUAUUACUCGAGCAGCUCGGAGCCGAACCAUCUACACCAUCCGAACGGUGCCUACCAAACCAAGCACCCAAGCCAACUGAGAGAAGCUAUUCACAUCCAGCUACCUUAGCUGGGAUAUGGGCGAUUCAACCCCCCGCCACUUCCACCCCCCCACCCCAGCAUCUACACUCCUCGCCCGUCUCCGCAAAACACAGAUAGACCCCUCCACCGGUCUGAAACUUGGAAGAUUAAAAACUGGUGUUGAGGAUGUCGAUGAGUACCUCUUUGGGGGAGGGGUGCAGAGGGGCUGCGUUGUUGGUGUGAGCAGUGGUAUCACCAGUCCCAACCGCCGCGAGGCUCCAGGGGGAAGAGGGUACCCAAGUGCUGGAGAUGCGGAGGGUGACACAGGCCGUCUCCUCACCAUCCAUAUCCUCGCGAGGUCGUUACUAGAACGCCCACAUUCCCACGCAUCAGUUAUAGAUUCCACGGGCUCUUUCCCUCUAGCGCUCUUUGCGGGGGUGGUGAGGUGGUGUGUUGAGAGGGGUGUGGGCGCGGGCUCGGGCUCGGGCGUGGGUGUGAGUUCUGAUAUUGGAGGGAAAGGGUGGGGGAAUGGAGGGGGAGGGAGAGGAGGGUUGGAGGAGAAGGUUAAUGCAGUGCUGGAGCGCGUAGGUGUUACGAGGGUUUUUGAUAUCGAGGGGCUUUGGGAGGUUUUGGGGGAGGUGGGGGGUGCGACUAGAAGGACUGAGGGGGGUGAUGCACAUGCAGCCUCGAUAAAGGAAGAUGGGGGACUGCUGCCGAGGGUAGGGGGCUGCAUGACGAAAAAGAGGGGGGAGGGGGUGAUGCGAGGAGCGCUGGAACGAGGGAGAUCAUGGAUAGCGACGCCGACGACGACGACGACGAUGAUGACCUGGCCACCCACCACCCUCCAACCCCAGUCCCUCAAAAUCCUCAAAAGAAACCCAGCUUAAACACCCCCACCAACCACCACACGACCCCCACCCCCUUCGCUCCCGUCACCCCCCAACAACAGAAAUAAUCCUCCUCGACAACCUCACAACCCUAAUUACCACCCUCUUCUCCCGCACCUCCACGCCCCUCGCGCACCGUCUGCUCUCACAACUCUCCCUCACCCUCAGUACCCUAGCCCGCUCCUCUUCUGUUACCAUUUUCCUCCUCAACACUUUGGUUAGGAAAUCUGCAAAGACCGCGGGCAAUCCGGAACAACAGCGGAAGAAAGAGCAGCAGAAACAGCACUCGGUAUUUGCGGGUAUGACUGCCACGCCUAGUUUGGGAGUGGUGUUUGAUGGGUUCGUGGAGUUGCAUCUGGUGUGUUUUGCGUUGCCGAGGGGGAGGGAGGAUGCGGAGGGUGUUUAUGGCGUGGAGCUCCCCGACGAUGAGGAUGGGACUGGCGCUGAGGAGAGGGGGGAUAACCGGCAAAGGGGGUCUGCGGAGGGGGGCAUUAGGUUUGCGAAUGUAAUCGAGGUGCUCAAAGAUGAUUGUCCACAGCUUGAGAGGUGGGAGGGGGUGAGUGGUGGGAAGAGGCCGCGGAAGAAGGGGGAUAGGGAGAACAGGUGGGCGUCGUUUGGGGUUGUUGGGG
This is a messenger RNA of Pseudogymnoascus destructans, 1743 nucleotides long. RefSeq lists its product as uncharacterized. Lineage: Eukaryota; Fungi; Ascomycota; Leotiomycetes; Thelebolales; Thelebolaceae. The transcript has a single exon. The record is from RefSeq and is a predicted model, not a curated record. Bases 284 to 1114 code for a protein of 276 amino acids.